Molecule: messenger RNA, 2839 nt
Organism: Drosophila serrata
Lineage: Eukaryota; Metazoa; Arthropoda; Insecta; Diptera; Drosophilidae
Source: RefSeq, a predicted model, not a curated record
AUAGGUCGCCCCAGCUGCACUUCCAGCUCUAGAACGCGGAAAACAUUCAAGAUUAAUGCAAUUAAAAUAGGCGCAUAUAGUCAGGUGGCAUAAGAUAUCUGAAAAAAACAACUACUUCAAGUCGAAAUGAUAUGGACCUGCAACAGUUCCUUACCCUGGAGCGUCAGCAACUACAGAAGGAUCGGGAGCGGCUGGCCAACGAAAACCCGCUGACAUGCCCCGCAGCCCUGCUUCUGGAAGCCGCCGACUUCAAUGUGCAAUGUCGCAGGACAAAGGAGUCCAAUGAACCCGUCGCUGUGUCUCCUUCCUUGGCAACCGGCGGCCAAAACGAAGAACUUCUUUUGGACUUGGACUUAGGAAGCCUGGAACGUGUGGAUGGGGAAGAUGGGGUGCAGGUCGAGGCAGACUUCAGCCCAUCUAAAUCCACCAAGGAAUUGGCAAACCAACGCCAGCUGCUCGUCGGCAGCGCUCGUCAGUACAAGUCGCCAAAUGUGUCGCUACGGCGCAAUUUGGAAAGCGGGCGACCGCUAAGUGAGAACCGCUUGCCAAUCCGUCGGUCGGAUGAUAUGGAGCAAUGGGUUACGGACACAUUUUACUCCUACUUUCCCGGCUUUAACAAUGAAAAUCAGAAGCGGCAAAAUUAUUUGCGUGAGCGACAGCGCGAGAACCAGCAGAAUUUUCUCAAGCACCAGAUGCUCCAUCCGCCAGUCACCAACAAGCAUCAACGACCGGGUCACGUAAAGAAGACGUCACAACCUGCUCCAGCUCCUGCCCCCGAGAAACCCCGUUCCUCCAGCCAAUCUAGCACAAGCAUAUCCAACCAGAGCACAACUGAUAAGACUGACCUAGAGUUAAUUGUAAAUAGUAAUCCCAAUUAUGUGCCGCCUAAAAUUCGGCCGGGCACAACACGUCAUAAGCUCCUCCAGGAUCUUGGCCAUGUGGAGCUUUCUAAUAUUGUAACUGGGGAUGGCAUUAUGGAACGCAAUCUACGUAGUGCUGAGCUGGAAACAGCUCGCAAAAAGGAUUACCAGCGAGAUCUUAUGCAGCAAAUUGAGGAUAAGCGUCGUUCCAUCGAGCUCUUAAGAGAAAAGGAGCGCCGACAAGAAGAGGCCUUGACCAGACGUCUGGAAGCACAACUCAAGACAAUAAAGUUGGAGGAGCAGUUGGAAAGGGAACGUCUGCGCGCUGAAAAGGCACGCUUUGACUCGGAACAGAACCGCUUGAUGCGCGAACAGUUGCUGACCAAACUGGAACAGGAUGCCCAGUUGCUGCAGGACAAGGGCAGAGGAACAACCAACAACUUAGCCGAAACAAGCAAUAACGCCAACAAAGUGUAUAAGUACUUCAGUAACUCGGCUCACCACGAGUACAGACGUGGCCAGCCGUUGCCGGCGGCCGUUGAUCUCGAGUUUGAGGUGCCUCAAAUGGCCAAGAUUGAGCGCGAGUGCUUCCAUUUGUGCGAGAAGAUCUGUCCGCUUUGCGACGAGCCGCUAAAGAACUACGAAAGCUGUUGUCUGCGAUGCCAACGUAAGAUGGCGUUAAAGCUGAAGCAAAGUGAACCGAACCGGAGGGAUGCCACCAAAGAAGAAAAACAGGCCGAAGGCGACUCCGAGGAGGGAAAGCACCAGGAAGAUGAUCGCGAGGAUGACGACCCCAACGAACACAAUUGCCAGAGCAGUUAUGCCUUGGUGUGCCACAAAUGCGAGCGCCUUUAUGCCAUGUGUGGGGAUUGCUUGGCCAAAAGCGAUGUUUGUCGCGCGUGUCAGCGAGAGCGGAAUGUCUGCAUGAACUGUCGUCGAAAUCUGUGCUCCUUUUGCCUAGAAGAGAUCGCUUGCGGUAGGGACACGGAACGCACUCAUGUCAAUGAAAAAAUCGAAACCCGUAGGGCGGAUGCUUCUUCGGACAAUGCUUUUGAAGUCUUGGAACUGAACUAUUCAGUGCCGCCAGCUAAUGACUCUACCGAUGCAGUCUCGCCCCCGUACUCUAUUAAUAUUGCACGUAAUUCGAUUUUCCAUGAGGAUCACAAGGACACGCCAUUCAAGGCCAAUAUCAUUGAUCAGCUUCCGGCAGCAGCCUCGGGUAGUGCCAACACCAGCUUCGAACUGGACAGUGCCGACGAACAAUCCAUGGAGCGAGUGCGACGACAAACAGAUCAGCGCUUGUCACGCUACCUCCGGAACUAUGGUGAUCUUGCCACCAAGCAGCAGCAAAAACAGAUGGAGUUGCAACGAAGCAAGAGCGAUUCGCGUCACCGGGGCACUCAGACAACGCCACAGUCGUUAGCCAGAAGGGAUGUGGUAUUGAGGGAGGCGGCGGGUCACAAUUUGUCAAUGCCCCUGCUGCGCGAGAUGCCAAAAAUGACGCGCACCGAAACGACGUUUGCUACGAAAACAGAGAAUGGCCAACGAAAGAUGGACAACCUUAAAAAGCGCUGGGAGGUACCCGCCGUGCAGAAGUUCACCGUUUCUACAUCAUCGCCUAAAAUCCUAACCCAGGUGGGAGCCAUCCGGAAACAAUUACAGGCGGCGAGAUUCUUUGAUGAUGUAAACGUUGAUCCGGACGAUUAUUGAAACUCAACGACAUGUUUUACUAUAAAAGCAAAAUAUGUUUGUGCGGAUUUUAUAAUUUCAACCAUUAUUCCAUCCAAGCAAUAACGAAUUUAAUUCUCCACGAAGUCUUCUUCAUUUAACUCGAAUUUUGUUUUGUAAAAAAACUUACAUGGAGUUACAGCUUUACAAUAAGCUGAUCCCUAGUGCUUCUACUUUAUUCCAUAAGCUUUAAAGUUUGUUAACGUUUCUGUUCUUAUUUCUUUAUGGACACAUUAAAGUUUCAAUUGAAA